UUAGGCGGGGGCGUUUUAAUAAGCAAUUUUAAAUCUAGGUUUUGAUCGUACAGUGGUGAGGGUAACUUAUGCUAACCACUCAUUCUCUAGUAUCCAUUUGGGCCCCGUAUUUCAAUCGUACUUGUAACGAAAAAUAAAUUAUAAACAACAAAUUAUAAUGAAGAGAUUUACCAUUCUGCGCAAUGGUCAGUAAAAAUCGCCUAGUUAUUGAGUGUAAGGUGGGGAUCUACGUGGUAAUGUUCCUUGAGAUUCUCCAAACGUUGAUUAAAGUAUUGUUGGUUUUCUCUAUUUUAAUAAUUGCGUUUGGAUUAGCAUUCUUCAUACUUCUCUCGAAGAUUGCCAGCGAUCAAGCAAAUCAUCUAUCUUUCUCAAAUAUACCAAUGUCGCUGAUGAGAACAUUCUCAAUGAUGUUAGGUGAAUUGGAUUUUGUCGGCACUUAUGUUAAUCCUUUCUACAAUAACCAGCUGAAGCUAGCGAUUCCAUCUUUCGUUAUUCUGAGUCUCUUUAUGAUUCUGAUGCCCAUUCUCCUGAUGAACCUGCUCAUCGGUUUGGCUGUAGGCGAUAUUGAGUCAGUUCGGAGAAAUGCUCAAUUGAAGCGAUUAGCUAUGCAGGUAGUUCUACACACUGAACUGGAACGAAAACUGCCUCAAAUGUGGCUUGAGAAAGUUGACAAAAUGGAGUUAAUCGAGUAUCCCAACCAUACCAAGUGUAAAUUGGGAUUUUUAGAUUCGGUUCUUCGUAAAUGGUUUUAUAAUCCCUUCAGUGAAGAUAGUUCGUCAAUUCAAGGUGCAAUGGAUAUGGCUCUCGAUACAAACGACGAUUUCAUAGACACAGAAAUAGCAAAGCAGAAACGAAAACUUAAGGAAAUCAGUAGAGUUUUGGAACAACAGCAUCAACUUCUGCGUUUAAUUGUUCAAAAAAUGGAAAUAAAAACGGAAGCAGACGAUGUCGACGAAGGCGUAUCCCCUUCAGAGCUACGUCCUUUAAGCGCUUACAGCACGGGCACAUCCAGAUGGACCUCCCCGCGAAUCCGCAAGAAACUGGCAGCUGCACUGAGCUUCAAUAAAAGCAUGGGUUAAUCAAAAUAUUGAUGUUAAUGUUAAUUCAAUGUUUACAUGUGUUUAUAAAUGUCUUGGAAAAAUUAUUUUACAAAUUAUUGAUUCAUGUAUUUUUCUGUCACCAAGAACGUCAGCUACAUAAAAACGUUGAUUUCAGGAAAUAAUUUACCAGAACAAUAAAUGUUAUGUUUUCAUUGUUUGUUUUAAAUAAAAUGAUUCAUAUGACACCUCUA
Molecule: messenger RNA, 1291 nt
Organism: Hermetia illucens (black soldier fly)
Lineage: Eukaryota; Metazoa; Arthropoda; Insecta; Diptera; Stratiomyidae
Product: transient receptor potential cation channel subfamily A member 1-like
Exons: 6
Coding region: 183-1079 (298 amino acids)
Biological process (GO): monoatomic ion transport; transmembrane transport
Cellular component (GO): membrane
Molecular function (GO): monoatomic ion channel activity
Source: RefSeq, a predicted model, not a curated record